Messenger RNA from Onychomys torridus (southern grasshopper mouse), 4237 nucleotides. RefSeq names its product chromosome 23 C2orf88 homolog (gene Akap19). Lineage: Eukaryota; Metazoa; Chordata; Mammalia; Rodentia; Cricetidae. The transcript is spliced from 2 exons. Bases 997 to 1305 code for a protein of 102 amino acids. The record is from RefSeq and is a predicted model, not a curated record. Gene Ontology annotation, molecular function: protein kinase A regulatory subunit binding.
UAGCUCUGCAUGUUCGCAGUGCCGAGUACUUGGUCGGGCGGAGUCUGCGGGGCAGAGCUGCGAGGUGUGGUCCUUGGAGCCAAAGCGGGUUUGACUGCUAAGCCGGCUCCAGAGCCGGGAGCCUUCGCGGGGAGGGCCGGAGUCGGGGAGCAGGAGGUCACCUGCGGAGCCGGCGCCAGCUGCAGCACCCGGCUAGCCGCGCCUGCUCCCACGCGGACGGAUAUCAGGUGAUGUCGCAGCCCAGGUGGCUCCGGGGAGGUGAGGCUGGAGAAAGAAGCGGCCAGCUCACUUAGCUUUCCCACUUGGUGGUCUAGAUCGCGCUGGGGAGGAGGUGCCGCGUGGAUAGCGUGCCGGGGACUGGCGGUGGCCCAGCCCUUUGGAUCCCUCUGGCUGUGCCUGGGACUCGGCGCUGGGUGGAGCAGCCCCUGGCGGUGCCAACGCUCAGGGCGCGCUCCGUAGCCGAGCUUCCCCUGGCUCCACCUGCAGGGUACCACGGGCCGGGCGCGGGCCGCGAACCCUCGAGCAGUGAAGGCGGGCGGCCGGGCUGCAGGAGGAGGAGCCCGGAGCACGGCCGAAGGACGCUGGCCCUCCUAGCUUGACCCAGCGGGCGUUUGCGAGACGGCGGAGACGCUGUCCCUGCAGCCCGGCCACGCUGCACCCUUUCAGGCUGCGGCUCCCAGCGCCCUCCCGGAGCUGCGCCCUCCCCGAGCGGCACCGGUCCCGGGAGCCCGGGCUGCGGGCAGGAGCAUGACGCCCGCCGCCGAGCACCCACGCCGAGGCAGUGCAGACCUACGAUGCCUGCGCAGCUGCCCCGCCGCUGUGUAGGGUAAACACAAGACGUGAAGAAGAGUACCGAAAGGGACCUGUGGUUGCCAAAGUGGCCGGAGAGGAAGCCUGGUCAACAUCCUGUCAACAAUCCUGCAUCGUUUCCCAAAGAUGCUGUUGAAGUUGUCUUAAUGAACACAGCUUGCCUUCAGCCCACCAGAGUUCUACAUCAUGGGCUGCAUGAAGUCAAAGCAAACAUUCCCAUUUCCUACCACGUUAGACAUCGACAGGCUUAAUGAGAGUGAAGAAGCCUUUAUGCCAGAUGGUAGCUGUCAACAUAGGACCCCUUCUCCAGAUAAAACUCAAGCCGAAGGGGAAGUGAAGAAAUUCCCAGAGCCCAGUCCUAUGGUCCUUGAAUUCGCAGAGCGUCUGGCCAAGGAAAUCGUGCAGGACGCCUUGCAGCAGUGGGCAUGUGAAAACAUCAAGUACUACAACAUCCCAUACAUUGAGAGUGAGGGCUCUGACAUCACUACUGGGUGAUGACAUUUUGCUGUGCUCCGGAUGUAGUCGGUGCUAGUUUAAAUACAUGAAAUAAGUUUUGAAACUGCAACUGAAUGUAAAACCAUGUCUAUGAUAAUAUUAGUGUAGGGAUGCAUAUGAUGAAAUAGAAUUUUAAGCAGUUCUAGUUAACAUCAAUGUAUAUCUGCUUGAUCACAAAUUUGGGACACAGGAUGGACAGAGGUCUUGUGGCACCCAGAUGUCUGCCAUAGCAUGCUCUUCCUGAGGCAGUAACGGCAUCACCAAAGAAAAUGCUUAAUAAAAAGUGCCCAAGUUCCAAAUGGUUAUUUUAAGGGAUUGACUUUAAAAUGACUAUUUCUGUUAAUCUAUACCAAAAAUAAGCCCAGAACAUGAAAAGGGGUUUCCUCAAGAUGCCUUGACAAGGAAUGGAACUCUAGCCAUAGUGACCCACAGCCUGUCCAUUUGUCAAAACCAUUCAUGUCAGGGACUGCCCACUUACUGACACUUAUAACCUACAAUUAGAGAACCACUAGUGAAGAGGGCUGCCUUGAAUGUUGCUCUUACUAGGAAGUUUAAUUUGUAGGUGAAAAAUGUAACCACCACCCUGGACCUCAGGGUCACAGCUGUCACUGGAUGAUUUAAACUUUGCACAUUACAGCCAUCUUUAAAUGAUGGUUUACAGAAGUCGUGACAUAAGCUUAUGUCAUUGAAAUAAGCAGCUCUCUGGUACCUUUUAUCCAGUAAAUCUCAAAAUGACAGAUGCCUCAUCUGCAUGGUGACAGCUCAAGCCAUGCCAUGACUAAACAAGGGUGAAGCCUCCCUGCAAUGCUGGUGGAGGAGCAGACUGGGGGGCGGUGAUUAUCCUACACUACAAAGCAGAACAGAACACUCUCCCAAAGGGAGCACCUGUGUGGAAUAUAUGGCAAUCUUAGCCAUAUAUUAUAGAAAUGUUACAAAUUAGUUAUUUUAAAAACUAUCAGAGUAUACACUUUAUUUUUUAAAGAACUCAACUGUAUAAAGCUCAAUAGUAACAGAAGACUUAGGAUGAAGUCAGUAGAAAUGUGGAGCUGAGUGUCUACAAUUACCACCGAGUUUAACAAGAUCUACACCAGCCCUUCAGUGAUAUGGUUUAUCAGCAUCCUUGAAAUCAAAAACCAUUGGAGAAAGGCUUUUAGUAUCAUUAAUGAGAUAAAUAGGUACUUGACUUUGUCAAUAGCAAGAAACACUGUCUCUAGUUUUAACAGUAGUAUGUUGAAAUCCAAGCCAAAUAGUAUGAAUUCUCCAAGUUUUAGGAACAAAGAGGUUGUUAAAAGGAGCAACAGGCCAUCUUUCAGUUUGCUUUCAGACACCUGAUCAUUCUGCUAAUCUCACUAAGCCCUGGGAAUCACAGUACCCUACUACACUUGUAAUCCAUCAGCUUGCAGAGAUACAAGCAACUACUCUUGUUCCUACGACGACCUGCGUAUAAGUCCCAGUGCCAGGGUACUUUCCAUAAGUACAAUCUCUAGUUCAUAAAGCAGCACAGUUUUUCAACGCCUGUACUAAUGAUUCAGGCAAAAGCUUAGGUCAUGAGUUUUUCACUCAUUUGGUUUCUCAUAUAAGGAUGCCUGUUGCAAGGUUUCUUGUUAUUUAAAAUAUAUAAUUAAGUAUAUAAAAUAAUACGUAUGUCAGUCAGAACCCAAAAACAGUUGCUACAGGGAAAAGGCAAGUGGGUUUGGGUUAUAUAUUUCAACUUUAGACUUCUUUGUCCCAUGUUGAUCCCCAAGGGAGGAGCCGGAGUGCCUGCCAGGUCCACAUCCAGCCAGAGGUCGGCUUCCCACUGCCAUCCCCUUUCAGCAACUAUGAUGAGCAGUUUUAUCAUGAAGCAAGCACUGUGCCCUCACCCUGAGUUAGGCUUUCAUGACAUAUAUUCAUCUUCUAAGAGACCUGUCUUUGAAAUCUAUGAGAACUGUAUGUCAGCCCAUGAACACAGGACCACAAGGCUUAUGUAGUAAGUGGAUAAACCAUGUGUGACAAAGAGGAUUGAACAAAUUUCAUACUACACUGGAGAGUUAUCAGGAUCUAGUCUGGACUUAACAAGAUAUCUCUGAAAAGGAAUCAGUCUUCUUUCAUGCCUUUAUAGUAACAUUAUAUUAACAGCUGCUCCUCAUUUGAAGUCUUUCAUUAAGGAGGAGAUGGCUGCUGAGAAGGGGGGACUCAUAAACAGAAGGCAGAUGACUCAUUAGCCACUGGGCAGGGACAUGUGCACCAUCAGUGGAAGGGCCGAGGGACUGCUGUCAGCACACGGCCUUCCAGUGGUGACUGCAGACACAGAUCUGGGGAGGAAAUCAAUGUGCCAAUUCUUGAUUUACUGAGAGUCUCAAAAUGCCACUGUUCCUUCCUGUUAUCUCUUUGGUACUGUUGCCUUUUGAUGACAGGCCUUUGAUCCUAGAAUUCUCCCAUCUUUGUUGCCUUAUCAGUUCUUUGCAAACUACCUAUGGUUAUUAUUACUUAAAGCACAAUUCUGAAAGGGACAAACAUGAUGAUCUUAAGCCCAAAGGAAUUUGUAUCAAACUGUCUCAUAAGCAUGAAAAAUAAAUGCACAGAAAUUGCGAGAUAUGCACCUGCUACUAAACCACUGAUGGCAUUUGUUCAGAUGGAACCGAGUACACUUCUACAUUGUAUUGUUUUAGAAAUCAGAAGUUAGACAUGUAUGAAUGAUGUCAAGAAGCAGUAAUGUAUGCAUAAUGUCUAUACAGAUACAGUAUCUAUGUGAAAUGACCCAGCAAGCCAUAUUGUUUCUUCCCUGGAGCCAUAAAAACUAGCUCUAAAGAAUUAGCUGUCACUUUAUUUACAAAACUCAAGUUUUGUUAGUAAAUUCCCUUCACUGUAGGAGUUGACUCUGAAGUGAUAUUUUUCCCCCAAAUAUUUUUGUGAAAAAAAUUUUGUAACUAUAAUAAAAAUCCAAUUGCAA